Myxozyma melibiosi is the source of this 2016-nucleotide messenger RNA. RefSeq lists its product as uncharacterized. Gene Ontology annotation, molecular function: protein binding. The transcript has a single exon. The record is from RefSeq and is a predicted model, not a curated record. Lineage: Eukaryota; Fungi; Ascomycota; Lipomycetes; Lipomycetales; Lipomycetaceae. Bases 445 to 1812 code for a protein of 455 amino acids.
CGUAGUUAUAACACUACAGCAACAGCAACAGCAACAACAACAGUUCAAUCAACUACAGAACUACAACACUGUCCUCGUCUGACGACUUCCUGACUGCACUGACGACUUUACUGCUCUGCUCUGUCUGCUUGAGCGGCAAACUCCCAAACCCCGACCUCCUACUCCACACUUCACUCUUCCUCUUCCCCGUCUCCAACGACACUCCUCAUCAGACAUCACUAUCAACACCAUCACCAUCAACACUACCCACACUCACUCAGCAUCACCACCGUGGCAGUGCAUGACAGCCUACCCACCCCGUGCUCGCUGCGCAGUCCUCCUGCCCAACAGCAGUCAUCCCCCCUCCGCCCACCUCCUCGCCCGCACACUUCCCACGCCCAACUCUCCCAGCGCCACUGGGACUCGCUCUUCCAUCUCAAUCCGUCGUCUUCAUCACCAUCUGCGAUGACGGUUGCUUCAAAUUCCUGUCCGCUGCUGCAACUGCCGACAGAAUUACUCGCGCACAUCCUCAAAAAAGUCGAUGGCCAGAGUCUGAUCGCCGUGUCUGAAACUUGCCAUCUCCUACACGCCCUCCUCAAACUGCGCGACGACAUCUGGCGCGACGCCGCCGUCGAACCCCUCGUCCGGCCGUCGUCCUCGUCUCUCGAAAAGAGCUCACCGUCGACCAUCACCGACGACGACUCCCGCAGCCUUUGCGCACCCUACACCUCCCACCGCGAGCUCUACCUCAAACUCCUGCCCUUCACCUGGUUCACCCCCGGGAUCUGGCACGGCAACCGCGACCUACACGGCUCGGUCUACGUCUCGCGCUACAACCGCUCGACAGGCCACCUCGAGGCCUACGAGCUCUACUGCGGCUACGACCGCCAGAGCGCGGCCUCGUUCACCGCGAACCUGGCCGCGAUCGCGUCGACGCUCGCGCAGACCGAGUGGUCUGUCAAUCCGGCGGUGCUGAUCCAGAACUUCAAUCCGAGCUUGCAGCUGUCGGUCACGCCCGUGCUCAAGUUCACGCCGACGACGACGUACGAUAAGCAGUUUGAGAUCGAGCAGCCGCGGAGUCCGCGCGGGAUGACGACCUCGUUCUUUCAUGCCGCGAGACUUAGUCCGGACAGGGUGUUUUACUCGCAAAUGAGUGUGUGGCCGCCGCAGCGCAUCCCGGCGCCAGAGCGGACGCGAAAUGAGAGUCCGACGGGGUUCAGAGGACAGGUGGUGGUCAACAACAUUAUCAACAAAUACACAAACAGCAGUAGUAGUAGUAGCAGCAGCAGCGGCAGCAAAGGCGCGGUGUGCUGCGAACACAUAUUCCGACUCCGGCGGUGGAUCUCGUUUGUGCACGCGGACGCCUACGGGGUGAUUAUGGGCGAGCGCGUGGAGACAGUCGCGCGACUGCAGCCCGAACUAUACACGCCAGACGCGGAGCACAGUCUUCGCGGGCUGUGGGUCGGCGACUACGACUCGCACGGCGGCGAGUUCAUCCUCUUCCACCAAGACGAGUCGGACAAGAACCGAUUAGAAGCAAUCAAAUUGACCGGGGACGCGAACGUUCCGCGCGGGGAGGUUACGUUUGUGGUCGAUGAUUUGUCGCAUGUCGAGCGGGUUGCUACGGAGCCGGAGUGGCCGGGUGCGCGGAUUGUUGCCGCGCGAGGACAUACGGCGAUGCUUAAUUUUGUGAAUGGGACGUUUUCGCCGACGCAGCUGAUUAUAGUGAAUGAGAACUUGGUGGCGCAUUAUUGGAUUAAUCUGUAUAGGAUCAUGAUGUACCGGCGGGUGAACGUGGACGAUUUGCUGGCGGGCGGGAGUGGGUUGGUGUGAUGUAAUUGAUUUUGAUUAUGAUAUCAUGAGAUUAUGUAAAGAGGAAAGUUCGGGUCGGUUAGAGAAGCGAGGAGACGAUAGACGAAGAGAAGAGAAGAAGAAGUAGCGGCCGGCGUCGGCGCGCGCGCGGGAGAAGAGGAGGAGAGAGUUAAGGUGGGCGUGGAAGUGGAGUGGAAGUUGAGGAUGGGGAAGAGGAGAUACGAG